Molecule: messenger RNA, 664 nt
Organism: Sorex fumeus (smoky shrew)
Lineage: Eukaryota; Metazoa; Chordata; Mammalia; Eulipotyphla; Soricidae
Gene: OIP5
Product: Opa interacting protein 5
Exons: 5
Coding region: 69-650 (193 amino acids)
Biological process (GO): CENP-A containing chromatin assembly; chromosome segregation
Cellular component (GO): nucleus; chromatin; chromosome, centromeric region
Source: RefSeq, a predicted model, not a curated record
CGUCGUCGUGGGGUGGCUGGAGUGACGGCGCUCAGAAGGCGGGCGAUGAACCCUCUUUGACGACUUCCAUGGAAUGGGACACCCAGGUGGUGAAAGGGUCGUCGCUGCUCGGCCCCGCGAGGCCGAAGCCCGAGGAGCCGCCCCCCGGCGCGCGGCUGCACUGGUGGCUGCAGCCCCAGCGGUGCGCGGUGUUCCAGUGCGCGCGCUGCCACGCGGUGCUCGCCGACUCGGUGCACCUCGCCUGGAACCUGACUGCCACUCUGGGCGCGGUGGUCUUCUCCAGAGUCACCAACAACGUGGUUUUGGAAGAGCCUUUUCUAGUGGGCAUUGAUGGCUUGCUCAAAGGCAGCACGUACAACCUUUUACUCUGUUGUUCCUGUGAAGUUCCUGUUGGUUUUCAUCUAUAUUCAACCCAUGCUGCCAUGGCUGCCUUAAGAGGCCACUUUUGCCUUUCCAGUGACAAAAUGGUGUGCUAUCUCUUGUCAACAAAAGCCAUAGUGCCUGUGUCCAAGAUGGAGAUUUACAACGUCCCUCUCGAAGAGAAGGUGUUGGAGCUGAAAGAGAAGAUAAUGUUAACACAUGUCCGCUUAAAUUCACUGAUGAAGAUUCCGAAGGACGUGGCUCCUGUGAAGUCCAAGACAGAAAACUGACCCAGGAUCAAGAG